AUGUCUCUCUCAAAGCAGCAAGCUGAGAUAAAGCAGCGAUUCAUUGACCAGCGAGGUAUCUGGGACGAGAACUGGGAAGCCAUCCUCAAGCUCAAUCCGGCAUACCUGUCCGUCUACAUCAACCUCCGUGAUGCGUCCCAAAAGAAACAGCGGCUAUCUCCCAAGGUGCAGGAAUUCAUCUACAUCGCUGUUGCGGCCUCUACAACCACCAUCCAUGAAACUGCGGUCAAAGCCCACAUCUCCGCCGCUAUCAAAUGCGGUGCCACUGCCGACGAGAUCUUCGAAGUCAUUGGCCUUACAUACCUCGUCGGCAUCCACACCGUCACGCUCGGGGCACCUAUACUCAUUGAUUUGAUGGAAGAGCUGGGGAUUGAGGGAUCGAAGUCCGAGCAGCUGAACGCGGAGAGGGAGCGCAUACGACAGGACUUCAUCCGGCAGCGCGGAUUUUGGCCUGAAACUUUCAAUCCCCUCCUGGAACUUGAUCCACACUAUUUCGAAGCCUAUACCGAUUUCUCGGGCCUGCCAUCGAAAACAAAUGUGCUAGAACCGAAAGUGCGGGAGAUCGUGACUUGUGCUUUUGAUGCGGCGACGACACAUUUGUAUGGACGCGGGACCAAGAUCCAUAUGCGCAAUGCGCUGAAGCUAGGUGCGACGCCCGAUGAGAUCAUGGAAAUGUUGGAGAUCACGAGCUUGAUGGGCAUCGAUGGAGUGACGUCCGCAGCGCCAAUCUUAGCUGCAGCGGCUAGUGCUGCUACGAAUGGCAACGCUUCCUAA
This is a messenger RNA of Mytilinidion resinicola, 774 nucleotides long. Its product is annotated as carboxymuconolactone decarboxylase. Gene Ontology annotation, molecular function: peroxiredoxin activity. Lineage: Eukaryota; Fungi; Ascomycota; Dothideomycetes; Mytilinidiales; Mytilinidiaceae. The transcript has a single exon. Bases 1 to 774 code for a protein of 257 amino acids. The record is from RefSeq and is a predicted model, not a curated record.